This is a messenger RNA of Priapulus caudatus, 5045 nucleotides long. RefSeq names its product DNA-directed RNA polymerase I subunit RPA1-like. NCBI's taxonomy places the organism in Eukaryota, Metazoa, Priapulida, Priapulimorpha, Priapulimorphida, Priapulidae. Gene Ontology annotation, molecular function: DNA-directed RNA polymerase activity; DNA binding. Gene Ontology annotation, biological process: DNA-templated transcription. The record is from RefSeq and is a predicted model, not a curated record. Gene Ontology annotation, cellular component: RNA polymerase I complex.
CUGCUCACUUGUUUAAUGGCAGCCUCCAACACUUAUCACGCUGAAUUUCAUUGUACGCGGGAUAGACAACGAUGGGUGUACUGGAUGUGCCAACGAAGCAACCGGCUCGGCUGUUGCUCAGCACCUACACCUCCUCGGAAAUUCUCUCUUUGAGUGUAAAGGAGAUUACGAAUCCAGAGACGUUUGAUAGUCUGGGACAUUCUACUAAUGGUGGACUAUAUGACCCACAUUUAGGUCCGACUGAUAGGAAUGAUGUGUGUGCAACAUGCAUGCUCAACCAGCAACACUGUCCUGGUCACAUGGGUCAUUUUAACUUAUCAUUACCAGUCUUCAAUCCGUUCUACUUUAGGAAUUUGCUCCAGAUUCUGAAGGCGAGCUGCUUCAGCUGCCACCGGCUGCGCGCCCCGUCAUUGCAGAGCCACCUGGCGGUGACUCAGCUCGCGCUGUUUGACCACGGCCUCGUGGAGGCGGAGAGCCGGAUGCGCGAGGUGCUGCAGGCCGUCGUCGACGAGAGCGCGGGCGCGUUCAACUGUGAGGAGCUCGUCAGGGAGGCGCUCGACGCCGCCGCCGCAAAGAUGCUGCAAGAGAGCAAAUGCAAAAUAGAAAAGGAACGCACACCUAGUAAAAAUCUGAUAGAGUUAAGACGUCUCCUCGUAAAAGAUUUUCUCAAAAAUCUCAUGUCAUCAACAAAAAAGUGUCCACACUGUCACAUGCCUGGUAGAGCAUUAAGACAGGAAUACAACACCAAGAUCAUGUUUACGAAAGGUAUCAGCAACAGAGCAGCUAACAAAGCUUUACAAAUGGCAAGAGAGCUUAAAGAUAAAAGGAUUACAGAAGAGGUGCCAGAAGGUGUAGAGUUUGGUGAAGGACAGCAUGACAAGAUCAAUGAUGAGAAACAAACCAAAGAGAGCAAGAUCUCAGAACUCAUGGGGCAAUCGUACCUGACGCCGGUGGAUGCCCGUAAGCACCUGCGAGAGGUGUGGAAGAAUAGCGGCCAACUUCUGGGCAAGCUGUUUCCAUCUCUUGAAGCCGGCGCAUCGCCCGAUAACCUUUGUCCUCUUGACUUUUUCUUCCUUGAUGUCAUUGCGGUGCCCCCCUCCAAGUUCAGGCCAUUAAAUGUGUUGGGUGACAGGAAGUUUGAAAAUUCGCAAUCACUCAACCUGCAGAGCAUCAUGAAUGAGAAUCUGAUAUUACACCAUCUCCUCACCAUGAUGCAGAGCAAAGAUAAAUCUGUUCAGAGUAGUAUUACGGCGAUUAGUCAAGUGCAGGGCGACACGGUCAUGGAAAAACUUCAGAAUACGUGGCAGCGCAUGCAGACCUGUGUGAAUGUGAUGUUCGACAGUGACCUCAACAAAGCAGCAUUCAUUAAGGACAAGACUAUAGGAGUGAAACAGCUGCUAGAGAAGAAGCAGGGUCUGUUCAGGAAGCACAUGAUGGGCAAGCGCGUGAACUACGCGUGUCGCUCCGUCAUCUCGCCCGACCCGUACAUCGACACGGACGAGAUCGGCGUGCCGGAGGUGUUCGCGAAGAAGCUGACCUAUCCGACGGCGGUCACGCCGUGGAACGUCCACGAGCUGCGGCAGAUGGUCAAGAACGGACCAGACGUGCACCCGGGUGCUGCUUUUGUCAUUAACGAGAAUGGAUCGAAAACUCUGCUGGGUAGCAUGACGAGAUCAGAGAGAGAGGCAAUAGCCAAACAGCUUCUCACACCAGAUAAUGUUAUGAACAAGAUGAUGGGGGUGAAACAGGUUUACAGACAUCUCAAGAAUGGUGAUGUGAUGCUGUUAAAUCGACAGCCGACUCUACACAGACCAAGCAUCAUGGCUCACAAGGCACGUGUGCUUCGCGGAGAAAAGACCAUUCGGCUGCACUACGCAAACUGCAAGGCCUACAACGCAGAUUUCGACGGUGACGAGAUGAAUGCGCAUUUCCCACAGAGCGAGUGCGGACGGGCAGAGGCCUACAAUCUUGCUCUUAGUACACAGCAGUACCUCGUGCCAAAAGAUGGCACGCCACUGAGUGGUCUCAUUCAGGACCACAUGGUGUCUGGUGUUAUGAUGAUGAUACGUGGCCGGUUCUUCAAUAGAGCGGAUUACCACAACCUUGUGUUCUCGUGUCUGUCUGACCACCGGAAGCGUGUGACAUUACUUCAACCUUCAAUCGUAAAACCUGCUCAACUCUGGUCUGGAAAACAGGUCAUAUCGACAGUGAUUUGCAACAUCAUUCCUCAUGGAAAAGUCCCUCUAAUGCUUACCGGAAAAGCGAAGAUAUCAAGCAAGAACUGGCAACAGGUGCCAGCACGGCGUUGGAUAGCCGGUGGAACGCCUCUGCAGGGCGACAACAUGACAGAGAGUCAGGUAGUCGUCAGACAUGGAGAGCUGCUGGUGGGAGUACUGGACAAGGGUCACUAUGGAGCGACGCCCUAUGGUCUUGUGCACUGUUGCUACGAGCUGUAUGGUGGAGCAAUCUCUGGCAAGCUACUGACCAGUCUAGCGAGACUGUUUACUGCAUUCCUGCAGCUGCGUGGGUUCACACUGGGUGUGGAGGACAUCAUCGUGACACCAGAUGGCGACAGCAAGCGUGCAGUAAUCAUGGCCGCCGCGAGGAAUGCGGGUUCAGAGGUCGCCGCUAAGGCACUUGGUGUCAGCAAUUACACAGAUGAGAACGAGAUUUCACAGCGGUAUCGUGCCAGCCACUACAGCCAGGAUGAUGGUGAUCUCAAGGAGCUGGACUUGUGUAUGAAAGCAAAAACAGAUGAGACGAAUAACGAGAUCAACAAGGCCUGCUUUCCACACGGCAUGCUGAAGACGUUCCCUAACAACAACUUGCAGCUGAUGGUGCAGUCCGGUGCCAAAGGCUCAAUGGUGAACUGCAUGCAGAUCUCGUGCCUCCUCGGACAGAUCGAGCUCGAGGGCCGGCGUCCGCCGCUGAUGAUCAGUGGAGCGCAGCUGCCGUCGUUCGCGCCGUACGACACGACGCCGCGCGCCGGCGGCUUCAUCGACGGACGCUUCCUCACCGGCAUACGCCCGCAGGAGUUCUUCUUCCACUGCAUGGCCGGCCGUGAGGGUCUUAUAGAUACAGCCGUGAAGACAAGUCGUAGUGGUUACCUGCAGCGCUGUAUAAUCAAGCAUCUAGAGGGCAUCAUAGUCAACUACGAUAUGACUGUGAGAGACAGUGACGGUAGCGUCAUUCAGUUUCUAUAUGGUGAGGAUGGUCUUGAUAUUGGGAAGACACAGUUUCUGAACAAGGGACAGUUCAGAUUCCUCAUUGAUAAUUACGAUGCGGUGAUUGAUAAACGUCCCAUUGAAGACAUACAGAAGGUGAUGGACACCGCGACAGCACCGAAGCUGCAAAAAAGCAUAUCGAAGUGGAAGAGGAAGCGUGGUUCCUCACAUAAACAGAGGUGCUCGGCUUUCCUGAAGUACGGUCAGAAACACCUUCCCGAGCUCCGAGAGCAGUUUGGGGAGGUGGCCGGUGCCAAGAGAGGCAUGGCUUUCACCGCCCUCGUGAACUCCUGGAGGGAGUUGGAUGACGAUAAGAGAAGGAAGUAUGAAAAGCACAUAUCUGGUUGCCCCGAUCCCGUCAGCUCGCAGCUAUCUGCAUGUCGGUACUUUGGCGCCAUCUCUGAGAGAAUGUCUGACGUCGUCGAUGACUACCUGAGCCAGAAUCCCGAUAACCUCAUUAGUAAAGAAGCUGAUCACCAGAGGGGGCGUGUGAGCCAGGAUGAGUUUCGGACAUUGAUGUAUUAUGAGAACAUGAAGGCGAUGUGUGAACCAGCAGAGGCAGUCGGCUUGCUAGCCGCUCAGUCGAUCGGCGAACCUUCGACCCAGAUGACCUUGAACACGUUUCACUUUGCCGGGCGUGGAGAGAUGAACGUCACGCUGGGUAUACCGCGUCUGCGCGAGAUUCUGAUGGUCGCCAGUGCCAGCAUCAAGACUCCGACGAUGGAAGUGCCAUUCCUCGAUCACGUGUCAGCCCGGCAGAUGAAGACUCUGCAGCUGAAGCUAACACGCGCCUACCUGUCGACGGUUGUGGAAGAAGUUAGAAUUUGUGAGAAGAUGUCAAUUGAAGAUGGUGGAUGGCAGAAGUUCCGGAUAUACAAGCUGUUCUUCCAGUUCCUGCCGUACUCACGCUACAAAGACAAGUGUGCGCUGCGACCAAGCAACGUGCUGCAUUUCAUGCAGACGAAAUUCAUCAAGAAUCUUCUCUCCGUCAUCCAGAAAAAGAUGAAGAGCAGCACAAAAGCAGCUGCACAGCAACUGCACGUGGCGUCGUUCAAACCCGCAGUGUCCCGGCGAGCGAGCAAUGAGGACGACGAUGAUGAGUCGCCACCAGGUGGCGAUGCUGGAGGCGGGGGUGAUGCAGAGGGGGCGCCACCGGAUGUCGGCGGUAAUGACAGCGAAGACUCGGGGGAUGAAGCGAACGAUGGGGACGCGGGUGCGGAGAAGGAGCGUGAGCGAGCGGGUGACGACGGGGAAUACCGAGGCGAGGAGGAGGAGAUGGAGGAGAUGAACAUGACGGAGGAAGAGGAUGAUGAAGAAGAGGAAGAACAAGAUGAUGAGGCUGAAGAUUCUAUCAGUGUAGACAAUGUAUCAGAUGAGGAGGGUCAAACUCUACAGUCUUUAAGAAAAAAGAAAAAACUGAAGAGUAUCAGUAAAACACCACCAAAAAUGGACGCUGCCAUAGUAAAUGCCGUGAUCAAUGUGGCUCGAGAGGUCUCUGGCUACGCAUACGAUACUGUCAAUGAGGAGUGGUGUGAGGUUACUCUGCAGUAUCCGCUCGAGGCGAAGAUCGACAUGACGUCACUGCUUGAGCAGGAGGUGCGGCGCACGAUCCUGCAUCAGACGCCGGCAAUCUCGCGCGGAUUCAUCAGUGACGGCAUGGGAGCGUUCGCAGGCCGCAAGCUGCUGAAGACCGAGGGCGUCAACAUGGCCGCAUUGUGGAAGUAUGGUCACCUGCUGGACUUGAAGCAUCUGUACAGCAAUGACAUUCACGCUGUGGCGGGUGCAUACGGGAUCGAGGCCGCAGCCAAAGUCAUCACCACC